UGUCCCUCCAAUCCGCCGCCACUCAUCAACAACAUCAUCUCCCCAAGCCAUCAUCAUGUUUUCCGUCAUCAUCCCGGGCCGACCCUGCCUGACGGACAUCGUCGCCGUCGACGCGCAACCGAACGGCCAACCCACCAAAUUCGCCUUCACCUUCCCGCAGACGCCCGCCUUCGACGAGCUGGUCGUCUUCUUCCUGCCGGGCACCGUGCUGCCCCCGGACACCGCCGCCGCCAUCUACCUCCAAUUCCCGGAGUCGGUCGGAUCAUCAGCAGCAGCAUCAUCCUCACCGGCCCCGCAGUUCCGCUUCAUCGGCGCCUUAGCCAACGAACGGCCCUCCGCCAUCUUCAAAGUCCGCCCGCCGUCCCCGGAAACGGCGGCCUCGCUGUCGUCCGCGCUGGUCACGCUGGGGAUCUCGAUCGAGCCCGUGCACGCGGUCGCGCCGCAGCUCGCCGCGCUGGAGGCCGAGGAGAAUCACAACCCGGGGUCGUCAAUGGCGCUGACGACGACCCCCGCGCGACCCCCGAUCAGCACCAAGGUCCUGGCGCAGCGCAUCAUCGGGAACGCCUUCAAUUUCCUGGCGAGCUUUGCGUCGUCGGAUAAGGGCCAGGAUGUGGUGCCGCUCAAGAGUUUUCAGGAUUGGUGGAAGAAGUUUGAGAGGCGGGUGGAUAUGGAUCCCUCGUUCUUGGAGAGGGAGGAUCCCACGGCGACGGGGUGAGAUGCCUGCGUUGUCUGUGGGGGGUUUUGUAACUCGAUAAGGGAA
This is a messenger RNA of Aspergillus aculeatinus CBS 121060, 760 nucleotides long. Its product is annotated as OPI10 family protein. Gene Ontology annotation, biological process: protein import into nucleus. Gene Ontology annotation, cellular component: nucleus; cytosol. NCBI's taxonomy places the organism in Eukaryota, Fungi, Ascomycota, Eurotiomycetes, Eurotiales, Aspergillaceae. Gene Ontology annotation, molecular function: nuclear import signal receptor activity. The record is from RefSeq and is a predicted model, not a curated record. The transcript has a single exon. The coding region runs from base 56 to 715 and encodes 219 amino acids.